AUGGCGGCCGAGGAGCUGCGGGCGCUGCUCGGCGGGAAGGGCUGGCCGGUGCCGGAGGCGGGCGGCUCCGAGCCGGCGCGCCUGCGGGGCAACGUCUGCUACGUGGUGCUGGCGGUGCUGCUCAACGAGAAGAACGAGGUGCUGGUGAUGCAGGAGGCCAAGCGCGAGUGCUACGGGAGCUGGUACCUGCCGGCCGGCCGGAUGGAGCCCCGCGAGACGGUGGUGGAGGCCGUGCGGCGGGAGGUGCAGGAGGAGACGGGGCUGCAGUGCCGGCCGCUCACGCUGCUGGCGGUGGAGGAGCGCGGCCCCGCCUGGAUCCGCUUCGUCUUCCUCGCCCGGCCCACCGGCGGGACGCUGAAGAGGCCGCGGCAGGCGGACGCGGAGUCCCUGCAGGCGCUGUGGUGGGACCGGGAGAGCCCCGCCCUGCCGCUCCGCUCGCGGGACAUCCUGCCCUUGAUGGACCUGGCGCUGCAGUACCGCGCCAGCCCCCGCCACCCCCCCGUCCUGCCGCUGGAGCUGCCCUGCGCCUCGGUUUGCCAGAGGCUCCUGCUCGUCUUCACCGGCAGCGACGACUCCUUAUGGGUGCUGCUGGAAACCACCGGGGCGCCGCACCUGCCCGUGGCGGUCAGCAGCCUGGCUCCCUCGAAGUCAGGCCAGAGGCUCCGGGCAGCCGUCCAGCCGCUGCUCCAGAAAUGCACGGCCCGGCCUGAAGCGGCCGUCCGCCUCCAGGGCUUACUCGGCCUGCAGCACCUGGGCAAGGACCCGGGGCAAAGCGACGGCGUCUGCUUCAACGUGGUGGCCACAGUCGGCAGCGACGGCCCGCAGCAGCAACAGGAGGCGGCCCCACCGGCAUUGCAGGAGCCGGCCUUCACCUGGUGGGAGGUGGAAGACGCAGCCCUGAAGAGCCAGGUGCUCCAAAGGCUUCGCACCGCUGCUUUUCUCCCCAUUUACAGUUAGCUUCUCCCAGCCGAGGGCUGCGCCAGAAAUGGAAGCCCCCCCGAGUUCUGGCUGGGAUAGCAACGCCCCGAGGCCACCGGACGCAGAGCAGGUCUGGGAUGCCUCUUUUCCAAAUGAUGCUAUUCUACCCACCCCUGCUGAAUGCAAGGUGGGCAGGGAAGACCAAGCAGUCCUGGCAGCCUUUGGUACAUUUACAGCUAUUAAUACACAGCUGAAUUAAUAAAUACAUUUAUUUCAUUGUG
Molecule: messenger RNA, 1199 nt
Organism: Protobothrops mucrosquamatus (brown spotted pit viper)
Lineage: Eukaryota; Metazoa; Chordata; Lepidosauria; Squamata; Viperidae
Gene: NUDT18
Product: nudix hydrolase 18
Exons: 3
Coding region: 1-957 (318 amino acids)
Molecular function (GO): 8-oxo-GDP phosphatase activity; 8-oxo-dGDP phosphatase activity; magnesium ion binding
Source: RefSeq, a predicted model, not a curated record